This is a messenger RNA of Odontomachus brunneus, 2833 nucleotides long. Its product is annotated as protein cortex-like. Gene Ontology annotation, biological process: positive regulation of ubiquitin protein ligase activity; anaphase-promoting complex-dependent catabolic process; positive regulation of anaphase-promoting complex-dependent catabolic process. Gene Ontology annotation, molecular function: ubiquitin ligase activator activity; protein binding; anaphase-promoting complex binding. Lineage: Eukaryota; Metazoa; Arthropoda; Insecta; Hymenoptera; Formicidae. The transcript has 10 exons. The coding region runs from base 1085 to 2701 and encodes 538 amino acids. The record is from RefSeq and is a predicted model, not a curated record. Gene Ontology annotation, cellular component: anaphase-promoting complex.
AAUGACUAUUCUUGAAAGUAAAUUUUACUCAAACAUAAAAAGAAACGGCAAAUCAGACUCGCGGUUAUCGGUGCGCAAUAAUAUUAUUAUUAUUAAUAGUGACAAUAACUACUACUGUCUCAACAGGGAGUAUUUUUCGCAACAUUUUAAUUCGAUAAAGAAAAGGGAAGUAAUAUGUUGAUGUUACAAAGAGUUAUAAAAAAAUUCAAACUGAUUCAAACGUUUGAUGUAUUAAAAAUAAUAUUAAAGAGCUUUCUUGUGAUGAGACAAUAAAUAAUAAUUUACUCGUGAUAACCAACCCGUAUUGGCUCUUAUAAGUUAACGCGUUUCUCGCAAUUGGAAAUCUAAAAGCCUGAGAGAAUAGCCAUUGGUGCAUUUUAAAUAUAAAAUAUGUAAUAAAACGAAACCCGGAAGUAGCCAAAACGGCGUCGUGAAUGUAGUAAAGUUGUAACAUGAGAUACUACUUCCUGCCUCUCUUUCUCUCUCCCCCCCCAAAUUUCUCGUCUAACUAUGUCCACGAUAACGGAGGAAUGAGCACUGUAAUGAGCUCAUACGCACUGUUUGUAAACGCCUCCGUUAAUAGCAAAAUAAUAAUUAAUAGUUUAAUUUAACGUAACAAAGCUAAGUGCCGCACUAAAUUCAGCGUACGGCAUUUUUGUUUUUUUUUUUUUUCGCAAUUUAUUGACUAUUCGUAUAUUAAAUUGCUACUAAUAUAUUAUAUAAAAUAAUAAAUUUUCGGAGAAAAUGAGAACUUUAGAAAAUAUCUAUAUAUACACAUAGGGAGGGCGGUAUUUCUGACCGACAAUAUUUCUGCUCGAUUAUAUUACGUUACACGGAACGGUAGCUUACAGGUUUUAACAAUAGUUCGAAAACUUACGGGCCUUCGAAUAAUAAUUCGAAAGAACGAUACCGUGAGUCUUUACAAUGUUGUUGUUAUCUUCGUGCACUCAGAGCGGUUCUAACUGAUGUAUGUGUUUCAGCCGACAAACAGUUAAUGUUAGUUUGGACCGAGGUGUCUCAGUAAACAGGCGAUAUCGAUGUGAUUAAUAUUAAAUGUGAAACACUGUCAGAUUCCGUGCAAAAGAUGGACAUGUUGCGGCUAGGCUUGAGCCACGAGCAGCAGGACCGGCAUUUGGACGACACACCUUUGCGCGGAGAUCGUCCGAGAUACCGCAGAACCAAUUCCGAGCUGCUGACCGGCAAGAAUUCGACCAGUCCUCACCAGUGGUUCUUAGCAUCCACCCCUUAUCAAGAGGCCAUCAACGAAAGCCCCGAACAGUGUCGCACGCAGGACUUAUCGGAUCUAGACGACGGAAAGACCGUCCGGAUCAGACCGAGUCUGCCAAUAGCGAAAGAAGUUUAUCCUGGAGAUAGAUUCAUACCGCGUCGGCACGGUCACAGUCUCCAAGCGGCAUACCACUUGUUAAAGCAACAACCCGACGAUUGGGAAGAUAAAAGCGAGAUAGACUACUGCAAACAGGUCGAGUUGCUGGAUGUUACGUACCGACGCGAAGCUAUGCGUGCAAUGAUGAUAAGCCAGGAAUGCGUGUCAGGUCUGAAUCAAAAGAGGGUCCUGCAGAUCUUCGUCGAACGUUGUCGAGGGUUGAACGAUUCUGCUGCGCAAGGACGUUCGAGAUCCGAGACGGAGGGAAAGUGGAAGUGCGCGCCGCGUAAGAGGCCUCUGAUAGGAAGCCCGGAGAAGAUGCUGAGCUUGUCCAUUGAUCAGAGUUAUGACGGUCAGCCGAUUGACUGGAGUUGCAUGGACGUAUUCGUGGUGGGCAAUCAGGACGGUUUGACAAUAUACAACAACAAUGGCAAGGUAUUGGAUACAUUGGGUUUGUGGGACGCUACCGCCGUUAAGUGGAGUAACGAUGGUGCUAAAGUAGCAUGUACGUUUCGUAAUUCAAUGCAGCUGAAAUUGUACGAUUCGCAAAAGAAAAAGUUUCUAUGGAGCGUCCCUUGUUACUGUUCCAUUAACAACUACGCAACCUCGUGUAACAAUUGUUGUAUCUGCUGGUCUCACGACAAUCGUCUGAUUGUAACAGCAUGCUCGGAAACACUAUCGGUAUUUCAGUCAAACACGGGCCAAUUGCUGUUGACGAAACAUGUGCAUCUCGCUGACAUCAUCACCUUGAACUUUUCGUCCAAUUUCAAAUAUCUUGUGUCGACCGCACAGGACAAAUGCGUUCGGAUAUACACUUGGCCGAAUUUAACAGAAUGGUACAACAUUAAAUUUUCCAGUUCUAUAAAGGCGGUGGCCUGGCAUCCGGAAAUAUCCGGGCUGCUUUGCAUAGGCGGAUCAAGAGACGCGUCGUUGUCGUUGUGGAACAUUAACACGUACGCGAUGAUAGACUAUCUGCCUGCCAAGUUUGAAGGUCACGUGGAAAAUCUCGCUUGGAACAAAUUAAGCGGCGAGCUCGUCGUGCAUUGGUCGUACACGGUAGGGAACAAACGACACUCCGUCAUUCCGGUUCUCGCCAAUUUCGAAAGGACAGUCGAUGCGAUACCGUUGAAUAAAAACGACCGGCUUUCCUUCAUGAAGUUCAAUGCUACGCACAAACAGCUAGUGACGUAUGGCAACAACGUAUUUUCGAUGUGGAAUUUUUUCGGCGACGAGGAACCGCCUGGGGGACGAUGUCUUCCUUUUUACAACACUGCAGGGCAAAGGCAAGGAGUCAUUGUUCGUAAUUUGAUUCGAUGAUUACUCGAGCGCGCAGCCUCGUAGAGAAAUCAAUCUACCAAGGUGUAUUUAUUUCAAUGCCGAUUACAUAUGCCCCAUCACCAUCGAUAUCCUCUCUCUCUCUCUCUCUCUCUCUCUCUCUCUCUCUCUCUC